Molecule: messenger RNA, 6220 nt
Organism: Silurus meridionalis
Lineage: Eukaryota; Metazoa; Chordata; Actinopteri; Siluriformes; Siluridae
Gene: cntn2
Product: contactin 2
Exons: 23
Coding region: 428-3544 (1038 amino acids)
Biological process (GO): brain development; cell-cell adhesion
Molecular function (GO): cell-cell adhesion mediator activity
Source: RefSeq, a predicted model, not a curated record
AGAGAGAGAGAAAGGGAGGAGCUGCAGCUCUAAGAUGAGAAGGUGGAUUGGCGCAGGGAAAGGAAAGAAGGAGGGAUAACGAUUUAGAAUAUGAAAGGCAGAAACCGAAAGAAGGAGAACGCAUUGUCGUCCGAGAGACAUUAGCUCGACAAGGUGCCUAACAAAGCCCCAACACAAAAUUACAGCAGAUCCGUUAUACAGUCCCCAUUGGUUGUGUGAUCGCAGGCCGGUAAAUGCGCGCAGCGUCAUUCUCCUGUUUGCGCACAUUACGCUGGACUGACCGGAGUCACAACAGCAUCACCGAUCACAGAGGAAAAAACCUGCACCCUCAUCCCGAUCCCGAGCUGUUGUAUAAGUUUUAUACUUUUCCCUACCAGAACGAGACGGAAUUAGCAGUCACUCAACUGGGUGUGUUCGCUUAGGAAGGAUGAAGAUCCUAUUGUUUUUUCUAGCACUCUGCUCAUUGACUUUGAGCUACACUGUGGGUGGGGACGUGUGUGUUUCGGGUCAUGACAGUGGGCCAAUGUUUGAAGAGCAGCCAUCCAGUUUGAUUUACCCAGAGGGGCUGCCUGAUGGUAAAGUGACUCUGAAUUGCCAGGCGAGAGCCAGUCCUGCAGCCUCCUACAGGUGGCGUGUUAAUGGAACAGAUGUGGUUAUAAGAGAGGACUCUCACUACACUCUGGUGGCAGGGAACCUGGUGAUCAAUAAUCCUCAACAUGGCCAUGAUGCUGGCUCAUACCAAUGCCUUGCCAUGAAUCGCUGUGGCACCAUUGUUAGCCGAGCAGCUAAUCUCAAAUUUGGCUAUCUCCACGAUUUUCCCUCAGAAAACCGUAGUCCUCAGACUGUUUAUGAGGGAGUCGGGACUUUUCUGGCUUGCCACCCUCCGGCUCACUACCCAGCUCUCUCUUAUCGUUGGAUCCUCAAUGACUUUCCUAGCUUUGUCCAGCCAGAUGGGGGAAGGUGGUUUGUAUCACAGGUGACAGGCAACUUGUACCUGGCUAACGCUAGAACCAAUGACACAGGCAACUACUUCUGCCUCACCACCAUUAACAUGGACAUCACCACUAAGAGCACGUUCAGCAAAGCCAUUCAGCUCACAGUGCAGUCUGACGCUAACCCAAAGAAGUCAGCCCCAAACAUCCGUGUGCGUUUCCCCUCUGAGACGUAUGGCUUAGCAGGUCACACCACACAACUGGAAUGCUUUGCCUAUGGAAAUCCUACACCUAAGCUGCGCUGGAGAAAGGUGGAUGGAGUUUUACCCUCCAAGGUUGGAGCAAGUGCAGAUAGCCCCAUCCUGGCCAUUCCAGAUCUAAGCUUUGAUGAUGAGGGCAUGUAUGAAUGUGAGGCUUACAGCUCAGAGGGACGGGAUACAUACCAGGGUCGUAUCUCCGUUCAAGCACAACCAGAGUGGCUCCAGGUGAUGAGCGAUUCAGAGGUAGAAAUCAGCUCAGAGCUACACUGGACUUGCGUGGCUGCAGGAAAACCAAGACCAAUAAUUCGUUGGCUUCGUAAUGGACUACUACUUAGCACCCAGGAUCGUGUGGAGGUGAACAGCGGCCACUUAAAAAUCAGCAACUUGGCACUAGAGGAUUCUGGGAUGUACCAGUGUGUGGCUGAGAACAAACAUGGCACCAUCUACUAUAAUGCAGAACUUAGAGUUCAAGUCCAGGCUCCAGAUUUUAGGCUUAACCCGGUGAAAAAGCUGGUCCCUGCUGCUCGUGGAGGCCAGGUGAAGAUGGAGUGUAAACCACGUGCUGCUCCUAAACCCACGCUUUUCUGGAGCCGUGGUACUGAACUCCUCACCAACAGCAGCAGGGUUACAGUCAUGCCUGAUGGGGUUCUGUGGAUCUAUAACAUCAGCCGUGCCGAUGAAGGAAAAUACACUUGCUUUGCUGAGAAUUACUUGGGCAAAGCCAACAGCACUGGCCAUCUAUCAGUCAGAGAUGCAACCAAAAUUACACUGGCACCUUCCAAUGCUGACAUCAACCAAGGCGAUAAUGUCACCCUACAGUGUCAUGCAUCACAUGAUCCAACCAUGGACCUCACCUUCACCUGGUCCCUCAAUGGGAUACUAUUAGACCUAGAGCAACCAAACGGACACUACCAUCGUAUAGAUGGGAAAGAAACCAUCGGUGAUCUGGUCAUUGUGAACACUCAGUUAAGCCAAGCAGGCACCUACAUGUGUUCAGCACAGACAGUUGUAGACAGUGCAGUGGCUUCUGCCAGACUGGUCGUUAGGGGCCCUCCAGGGCCCCCUGGAGGUUUGGUGGUUAAGAAUGUGAAUGAGACAUCACUAGAGCUACGGUGGAGUCGUGGCUAUGACAACCACAGCCCAAUUGGGAAAUAUGUCAUCAUGGGCUGCUCCGAGCACUCACAUGACUGGAGGAGAAUGAGGACAGAACCUGCUAAUAUUGAGGGCAAUGCUGAAUCUGCACGAGUGAUUGAUUUACGACCCUGGAUGGACUACCAGUUCCAGGUCAUUGCCAGCAACAUUCUGGGAAGUGGGGAACCCAGCAUGCCUUCACAAACCAUUCGCACCAAACAGGCAGCACCAACAGUGGCACCUAGUGGUGUGGGUGGAGGAGGAGGAGACCGCAGUGAGCUCAUCAUCACAUGGACACCUAUGGCAAGGGAAUAUCAAAAUGGUGAUGGCUUUGGCUACAUUUUGGCAUUUAAGAAGUUUGAGGCACCCACAUGGAUGGUGGUGCGUGUUCCUAAUGUGGAGUCUUCACGUUACGUCUACAGUAACCAGAGUCUCAUGCCAUACUGCCCCUUUGAGGUUAAAAUCAAAGCUUACAACAGAAAAGGCGAAGGACCUUUCAGUCAGAUAGCCAUUGUGCACUCAGCUGAAGAAGAGCCCACAGUGUCACCCCGCAAAAGCAAUGCGUCAGCAUUAACAGCUUUUGAAAUCCAAGUCUCUUGGGAACCCAUCCAACACUUAAGCAGCAAUGGAGUACUGCGUGGCUUUGAGAUUCGGUACUGGAGGCAGCAUGAGAGGGAAGCUGCAGCAGACCGUGUGCGAACAGCUGGCCUGGAGAAUACAGCGCGGGUGACUGGAUUAAGACCCAACACACUUUAUCACGUCACUGUUCUGGCUUAUAACAGUGCUGGCACUGGGCCACCCUCUCCACGCACCACUGUCAUCACCAAGAAACCCCCCCCUAACCGCCCACCAGGGAAUGUUUCCUGGAAGACAGAUGGUUCAUGGGUAACAGUGAGGUGGGAUCAUGUUAAGUCUAUGGACAAUGAGUCUGCAGUGCUGGGAUACAAAGUCCUGUACAAGCAUGAAGGGCAGUCAGCUCUAAAAGUGUUAGACAAAGGCAAGACAUCAAUCAACCUUCCACUUCCCAAAGAUAAUGGCUAUGUGGUUUUGGAAAUCCGAUCUUGGGGAGAGGGAGGUGAUGGAGCAGCUAACGAGAUCAUAGUUUCUCGAGACUCAGGAACUGGGAUGAUGGUUCAGAAAAACAGUGUAGGAUCCUUCAGCACAUUAUUUUUGCUCUGGCAUGCUGUGGUUCUCAUUGUGACUGGGUUAUCUGUGCUGUGAUCAGCCAGUGCAAAGUUCUUUUCCUAGUAAUAGCCCACAGAUAUUGGCUGGCUACCCCCCAGGUGGGGUGCAACAUUUGGCAGUGGGAUUUAAAAUUAGGGAGGUUGGGGGGAGGGGGAGUGCCUGGGAUUUUAAUACUAAAUAUAAAAAAAUACAACAUUUGUUUUACUCUUUUGUAUAAAAAAAAAUAAUUUUUACCACAAACAACUUGUGUUGUAAACUUUGCCUUGUGGGGGGAAAUCAGUACAUUUCAAUUACAUUGAAUUAAUCUGUGACUGUUGGUACUGGGCUUACAUCAUCAAUAUACACAGGAACACAGAUUUUAACAGGUUAAUAUCAAUAUACUUGAUGAUGUACAAACAAUGGGUCUCAUUUAUCAAUUUUCCAGUAAGUCUGUGUGUAAAUACUUUUUGAAGUCAAACCACAUUAAAUUGGGAUUAUACAGCACAUCACAUUACAAGACAUACCAGACCAGUCACUUAUUGGACCCUUAGUACUUUCUCUAAUAAAGUACUAAAUAGCAUUAAAGGUAAUAGAUUGUAAAUCUUAGAAUUUGUAAUGUUAAAAGCUGCCAUGGAAAACACAUCAAAAGACAGUAUAAAUAGAGUUUUUUUCUUUUUCUUCUGUUAAUUUAUUACAGUAAACUGCCUGGUUUUAUGUGAUAAUUUAUAGAUUUAUAAUUUUUUUCUUUAAUUGAUGCCUUUUAUAUGAAAGAACGAGUUUUCAGCUUGACUGCAUAACUCAAUGGAUUUUUCUUUCAAUUAUUUAAGCCAAUGAAUAGAUGUUAGGUUAGUUUUUUUCAGGAUCAUGAUCAGGAUAUAAAAAAUUAUUGGAUUUUUAUAAAUUCCAAAUGUAUUGUUUAAAUGUUCCUAUAAAGAACUUGAUAGCUUGAUAAAUGAGGUCCAAUGUUGCCAUAUGUUCAUCACAGUAUUCUGUGUGAAUCAGUAUGUUGUAAGAAAGUUCUUUUUUAUAGGUUGUUGCCAGUGUGUGGCAGCAUGAAGAAUGAGGACUCAAUAUGAGGAGUAGAAUGAAACCAAACUUUUUAUUUUGCUAAAAAAACAAUUGUAGUGUCUGUGUCAACGUCUGAAACAUUGUAGAGCCAAUUGACACUCAACACAAUCACCAUAUUCCUACGAUGCGUAACCAUGUGUGUGUGUGUGUGUAUAUGUGUCUGUCUGUCUGUCUGUCUGUCUGUGUGCGCUUGUGUGGCUGAUUUAGGAGAAUGGUUGCCCUAGACACAGUGGUUAAAAAAAAAAAUGUCUGAUAAUAAAGGCGGUCUGGCUUGUGAGGUUAUCAUUAUGUAUCAGGGUAAUUUCCUUAUCAAAGCCAUUACUAUCAUUGUUUUUUUUUAUCAAGUGUUAUGUAAAAGAAUAAUCACUAACUAGAAAUGAAUUGUUUGCGAUUAAUCCAGUAAAAAAGUCCAGGCAGAUGUUGUACAAUGCAUUGGGUUAGAGUGCACUAUGGUUAAUCAUCUUACUGUGCUAAUAUUUAUGGCAGUAUUUUCCCUCUGAUGUAUGUGCACUAUAGAUUUGUACAUGCAUGGUCUAGUUAUGAUGUAAGAUACAUAAUCUUGUUUUUUUUUUGCUAUUUACCAAUAUCAGGAUCAGGACUACACCCAGUAUAAUGUUACUAGAUUUACCAGGUUUUGUAUUAUCCAAGUGUGUGAUCAUAGAGACAGUACUUUACAUUUCUUUAAAAGUCUUAAAACAUAACAAGGAAAAAAAUUCCGCUUUUUAAUUUUUCUAUAUUAUGAGGACAUGAGGUAUAGUUACAAUCACACAUUAUCAAUUUACAAUCCAACCCUGUUUCUGGUUAUGUUUUAAAGUUUUUUUAUUCAAUGGUCGGUCCAGUCAGGACACACACACACACACACACACACACACACACACACACACACACACACACACAGUGAACAAUUUUGUAAAGUGGUACUAUAUUCAUGUCCUGUGUCAGGUUUACCACUACUACUAUUAUCUAGUCAUAUUCCGUAAACACACAUUUGCUUAAUCGUUCCCUUUGUUUAUGAAUACUAACCACAAAUUAAUAGAUGCACUAAAGAAGAGCAUUGUCAGAAAGUUGGUAGCAGUGUAGGACUUUCAUCACACACAGGGACGCAUUCUUCAUACCACUCACUGCAUUUUGUUAUUUCUAUUUUCAAGUAUUGUUGUAUUUAUAUUAAUAUUCUUCUUUCCGAAUAAUGGCUCAUUACCUAAUGCUGCAAAAUAAUUCUUGCUUGUUUUUAAAUAUACUUCCUUUCUAUUCAUCAGAGCUACAUCAUUUGUGAGAAAACAGGGACCAAGCAUUAAAAUCAUCAGAGCUUAGACAAAAUAUAAUCUUUGUUUGAAUAUAUAAAACCAUACAUUUCAAUCAAAUGUGCACUAUGCCUUCAUUUAAUUUAUUUCUUAUUGCCAUGGUGUUUCACGUUUUUUCCUUGUCUGAAUUCAGAUCACUGUAUCUACAUAACAUAAAAUCCAUUACAAAAUAAAAUUGGUUACAGUUUGAUAAAAGGAGUCACUUUCUACAUUUAAUGUCACCUGAGGUUAGAUUGGGUUAUCUACUUAAACUACCAUAUAUUGUAAUUGUCUGGUUGACCCUGUUCAAUGUGAAUUGAAUGAGCAUUUCAUCAAAUGGAGCUUGUAAAUAUUCUUCAAUAAACACUCUCUGUAUUUAAUGCAA